Molecule: messenger RNA, 507 nt
Organism: Neurospora tetraspora
Lineage: Eukaryota; Fungi; Ascomycota; Sordariomycetes; Sordariales; Sordariaceae
Exons: 3
Coding region: 1-507 (168 amino acids)
Source: RefSeq, a predicted model, not a curated record
AUGGAUCUCGAAGCUUUAGAGUGCUUAUCACGACAGGGUCCGGCUACCUUUGAAAGUGGUUACCAGACGUUAGCUUUGUGGUCUUUGCACGGCACCCGAUUGAGCAGGGCAAGCAACUGGGGUUGCUCUCGUGGUGGUGCUACAAGUGCGCAGACUCUAGAGGGACUUGGUGACUUGGUGACUGGGGAUUGGGCUUUUGUGUGUGUCCAAUUGUGGUCCAACUUGUGUGCCGUUGACAACGGGAAUUACGUCCGAGACCAGUCUGGCUCGGUCUGUUGGUCCGGUAUCCUUCCCUGCGAGGCCUACUCUGCUACUACAUACGUACAAGCAGGUUCCGAUCCUGGACUGGACAUCUUGGAGAACUGGACGGCGUGCAACCUCUCAGGCUUUCUGUCCGACAGUACCUCUACAACACAGCCACAAUCUUUGCUCGCCCGCGUCAAUCAUGGCCAGGACAACCCCUCCUUCUUGUCCUCCGUCUGCUCCGUCUCCUCCUGCGUACAGUGA